AUUAAUGAAAAUCUAACGUUUUAAUAAGAUUUUGCUGAAUCAUUUCAAAAAAAUCCAAAAUUAGGCGCAAAACAUGUUGUUUUUCAAAAAUGUUUUACUUUGCUUAAUAGUUCCGAAACAAGUGUCGUAAUAUUUUUUGUAAGAGGUGAGUAUUUAGUUUGUUUAGGGUUGCGGUGGUGUUUUUCGCUGGAAAAGCGGCGAGAUUCCGGUGGUUGAGGGUGGUGUGCCCCCUCCGCGAAUCGUGAUAUAAAAGUGUGAGUGGCGAGAAGCGCGUGAGUUUAGUUCGACAGCGUCGAACGUAGCGUUGCUGACACGGGCAGUGCUGACGGUGUCGGUGUCGUCGAGUUCGCGGCAAUGCAAGUGCCAAGUGCAUGUGCAGCAAGUGCAGCAGGUGCAUAGUGAAGUGAGUGCGCUACUAAUGCCGGCUUAGCCCCCGGCUAUGGGCGUCAACUCGUGGGCUACACCAGCGGCGUGGACGUUCUUCUACCUAGUGCAAGUGCUAACUGCCGACCGGAGCCUUUUCCUCGACCUGGGCCUUAACGCGGCUCCGGACGUCGCCAAGAUCAACAUUAGCCAGGACGAAUACACCAAGAUGAUGACUCUUUAUCUUGACACUCGACAACAACACUCAAAUGACUAUUCCAUUCCCAAGCUGGUCACAUUCUAUCCCGUGAAGAGGGAUUGGUGGCCGCGUUUAAAGUUCCCGAUCCGUCCCCAGGAGGUGGAGGUGGAGAGCGCCCAACUCCGCAUCCUCGCCCCCGCCACUGGCAACCACACGUCGUUCCGCAUCCAAGUGACUCAAAUUUUGGGCGCGAGACGUCGCCGAGUGCUUGAAGAGAAACUCAUCCACUUGUCGCCCACUUUGCCAAAGUGGUGUGAAUUUGAAGUGACAAGUGCAGUGCAGUCUUGGCUAAACGGCGAAAGGAACUUAGGAAUAGAGUUAGUUUGCCUCGAGUGUAGAAAUAAUUAUUUAACUCCGCUGCAAGCCGCUGUUAGUGCUCUAGUUUACCCUGAACACAGACGCUCAAAACGCGCCACCUCCCCCUACCAAUCCUUGCGUCGAACGGAUUGUAGGAAGUUGCGAAAGGGGACAAGGAGGGUCUGUUGUCGGCACGACAUGGAGGUGACCUUCUCCAAGUUGAGGUUUAUUGAGAUGGGGUCCAUUGUGCAGCCCAAGUCGUACGACGCGGGCUUCUGCCAGGGACAGUGCCCCCCGAAUUUCAACUACGCGACUAACCACUCGCGGAUUCAGAGUCUCCUGCACCAGAUGGAGUGGAAGACAGGCAAGAGGAAUCGGAGGGCCGUGCCCAAGGCCUGUUGCGCCCCCUCGAAGCUAGAGCCUUUGGAAAUACUUAGAGUCAACCCCAGCGACACCACGAAACUUAUCGUGGAAAAGUGGGACAAUAUGCAAGUGGUAGAAUGCGCGUGUUCCUAGUACAGACAAUGCCAAAGACAUUUAGGAAAAAUUUACGGGUCAAUUUAGCAUUUCUACAUCAAUCUUCAACUCUUAAGUUACUGUGAUAUUAAUUGUAUUGUAUUUAUGCCUCAUCUCUCAGUUAUUUAUAAUUUCUCAUCUAAAGCUAGCCUAAAAGUAUUAUUUUAACUCAUCUUUUUAUAUUUAAUUUAAUGUUACUGUGUAAUUGAUGUACUGAUGAGUGAAAACGUUUACCAGUUUUGU
Tribolium madens (black flour beetle) is the source of this 1678-nucleotide messenger RNA. It is a transcript of the gene mav, whose product is annotated as bone morphogenetic protein 6. The record is from RefSeq and is a predicted model, not a curated record. Gene Ontology annotation, biological process: SMAD protein signal transduction; BMP signaling pathway. The transcript is spliced from 3 exons. The coding region runs from base 440 to 1435 and encodes 331 amino acids. Gene Ontology annotation, cellular component: extracellular region. Lineage: Eukaryota; Metazoa; Arthropoda; Insecta; Coleoptera; Tenebrionidae. Gene Ontology annotation, molecular function: growth factor activity; cytokine activity.